Anopheles moucheti is the source of this 2415-nucleotide messenger RNA. RefSeq lists its product as uncharacterized. The record is from RefSeq and is a predicted model, not a curated record. Gene Ontology annotation, biological process: lipid metabolic process. Gene Ontology annotation, molecular function: phosphoric diester hydrolase activity. Bases 7 to 2187 code for a protein of 726 amino acids. Lineage: Eukaryota; Metazoa; Arthropoda; Insecta; Diptera; Culicidae. The transcript has 7 exons.
AGAGCGAUGGGACAGCAACGGCGUUUCAUGUUGAAGUUGGCACUGUGCUUGCUCGCAGCCAGUGCACCGAUACAGGUGGUCAAUGCUGCCGAUAACCCUUGUGCAGCCGGUCCACCGGUUGAUACGAACCCGGCCGAAUGCUGUCCGACACCGAUGCUCAUGGAUGGUACCAUCAUGAUGGACUGCUACCAGAAGUAUGGCGAGCAGACGAAGAAACAGUUACAGAUGGAUGGCAUUCCACGUGGAUGUUGUAUUGCCGAGUGUGCCAUGAACGAGACCAACAUGUACGCGGACGGUAUGCUGAAGCGGGACGAUCUGUCGAAGAUGUUCAUGGACGCGGUGAAGGGUAAGCCGGAAUGGUUGUCACUGGUGCGGGAUGCCACCAACGCCUGCUUCGAGCUGGCGGAAAAGAAAAAGGACGAAAUAGAGGCCGGUGCCAAGCUGGAACCGAGCUUCGAGGGUGAAAAGAUCUGUCAUCCCAUCUCCGGUACCGUGCUGCGGUGCAUGGGCAUGAUGAUGUUUGCCCAGUGUCCGGCGUCCAUCUUCAACGUGAACGACAACUGCAACAAGCUGCGAGAGUACGGCAGCAUGUGCCCGAUGAUUUAUGAUUUCAAGAAUGGCCGUGAGAAGGUCGAAGACGAGAACCGUACGGUAAGACCAUCCACCUCGACCGACGUCGUCCAAAUCAAGGAUUUGGUGGUCAACAAUCGUCGGUUGACGAUACGAGACCUUUCGAAAGUGUUGGGAUUUCCGGCCGGCGGAAAGCGGCCGGAUUUGUGGGAAAACAACAUGAAGUUCCAAAUGUGCAGUAGUUGGAGAACGAUCCUAGUAGCCGUGUGCGUUGCCGCGGUUACACUCACCGGCAGCACAGCGUACGCGAAUAGCUGCCCAAUAUAUCUCACCAUUUUCGCCCUGGGGCGCUCCGUCGAGGAUUCGCCGCUGGUGAUCAACUGGGGUCCGGGAUGUGAAAAUCCACCGGAAUGGAUCGGACUGUACACGGAGAACCCGGCCCUGUCGAAUGCUUCGCCCGUCGCGAAGGUGUUCCCGAACGGGCAGCCCGGCGGACAGGUGGUUAGUGAGAUAAAGUUUGGACGGCGGAAGUUACCGGGCGGUUGGAGCCACGAGCAGGUACUGCAGCACAUACCGAAGCGAAAGAGCAAACCGAUCUGUUUCGAUCUGUACCUCACGAGCUACGAUGAUGCCGGCCAGCUGCAGUACUUCGACUGUCUCAAGAUCCAACCGACGUGGAUGUUCAGCGAACCGGGUCUCGGCAAUGUGUCGCUCCGGGAGCUGUUCCUGCCCGGGACACACUGUUCCGGUUGCUACCAGACGCGCACCAACGUGGGCAAUGCGUUCCUGAAGAAGAUUGGCUUCCGGCAGAGCGUGGACGUGUGGAGUCAGCUCGUGUUCGGUGUGCGGUAUCUGGACUUUUCCAUCGGAUAUUACCCGUCGCACAAUGGGACACGCAAUUUUUGGAUCAUGAACGAACACUUUCGCGUGGCAUCGCUCGGUCCAAUACUGCAGGACAUCCGAAGGUUUGUGAUCCUGUCCGAGGAGACCGUAUUUCUGGAUUUCCGAAGAUUCCCGCUCGGUUUCCACAACAAUCCCGAGCAGCACGCGGCACUGCUGGCGUUGCUCGAGCAGGAGCUCGGCGAUUUGCUGUACCGGCGGCCGGCGGUAUCAUCGGACGAGCUGGAGUCGACGGACGAUGCGGACGGCGAGUCGUACAAUCUCACGCUCGGGGAUAUGCGCCGAGAGGGAAAGUAUCUACUUAUCACCUACAAUCACGAGGCCAGCUUAAAUGACUCGGAAAUUAUAUGGAAACCGUGGAAAAAGCACUCGAGCGCCUUCCUCAAGCACACGGAACUGGGCGAGUUUAUGCAGAAUUUAUUCUCCCGGAAGCAUCCGGACGCACCGCAAAAUAUCGGAUGGAGUUUACACGGUGUCCAAGGUUUCCAGGGCAGUUACAACGAGGAGGAUGCCACUUAUCUAAUGCCAGCGGAACGUGCCAGUGUGGUGAAUCCCAGGCUGAUGCAGCUGCUGAGCGGCCCGUGGAGUCAGCGUGCGAAUGCCGUACUGGUGGAUUACUUCACCAACACGAAUCUGGUGGAGCUGGCGGUCAGUACGAACCGUUACAAAACGCUACGCAAUCCGUUCAACGAAGCGGUAGUGCUGGACAUCCAGUAAUGCUGUCACACAAUGACCAAAGGUUGAGUCUCUGCAGCAGGAACGUAUUUCCGUAUUUCCAACAGUCCAUGAUCAUAAACAGCAUUCAUCACAGCACACCGGAGUUUAAAGUAGGUGGAGCAUUCGAUUAGUUCAUACGAUUAUUAGUAUGGUUUCAUUUGUCGUUCCGUAACGUACUGAAUAAAUGUAAUAUUAAGAUGUAGCGCUUAACAUACAGACACAAAUACA